Ziziphus jujuba (common jujube) is the source of this 1501-nucleotide messenger RNA. RefSeq names its product F-box protein At5g07610. The transcript has a single exon. Bases 221 to 1501 code for a protein of 426 amino acids. The record is from RefSeq and is a predicted model, not a curated record. Lineage: Eukaryota; Viridiplantae; Streptophyta; Magnoliopsida; Rosales; Rhamnaceae. Gene Ontology annotation, molecular function: protein binding.
UUUCGUGAUAUCUUAGCUCCUUCAUCCAUUGCCUCCCAAAUAAACCAAACUUCAACAUAGAAGAAUGUAAGUUUAUAAGACCUAUUUAUUGGUAUGAUCCCAAACCGAAGAACUUACUAACCAAAAAAUAUAUAUAUAAUAAUAAUAAAUCCCAAAGCAAAGAACUACGUCAAAAUCUAAAGCACAAAAAACAUUUCAUGAUCUCUUAACUCCUUCAUCCAUGGCCUCCCAAAUAAACCAAACUUCUCCAGACCCAGCCAUCACAACCACCACCAUUGAUUAUGAUCAUACACCAUCUCUUUCGGCACAAGUAAUAGCCAACAACGACGACCUUCUCACCGAAAUCCUUGUCUGUUUACCAAUCAAGUCUCUCCUUAAAUUCAAAUCAGUAUCCAAACACUGGCUCUCUCUCAUCACCACCACUAACUUCUAUUUUCGCCGCACCCCUUUCCCACACACCGCUACCGGCCUCUUCGCGGUUGCCUAUCUGGGCUUAAAACACUCUUGGCUCCAUUUCAUUUCUCUCGAGAAAAACUCGGAACUCUUCGGCGGCUGCCGUCAUUACAAUCCGUUGACAUCUCUUCCUUUCCCCGAAAACAAAAGCAGUUGCAUCUCGCAGUCCUCUAAUGGUUUAUUGCUGAUUCGUACUCCUUUGGGAUCUUAUUAUAAUAGAAUUAAAAAUUCAGAAAAGAAUUUCUUCGUCGCCAAUCCAACUACUAUGCAGUAUGCCAUGCUUCCUCGGCCUGCGGCUUGCAGUGGCUCCACAAAGAAUGGUUUCAUCUUCAAUUUGGCCUUUGAUCCUUCAAAAUCGAUUCACUACAAAGUUGUUUGUGUUAGAAAAAUCGACCAUUCCGACCAACAGUAUUACCAGAUUGAGAUUUAUUCAUCCGCCACACGCACUUGGAAGCUCUCCGGUGGUCCUCUCGACGCACCGUUUGAUAUUGGUUCUUCCAAUCAUGGUAAUUCUUGUGAUGGGGUUUUUUGGAAUGGUGCCGUCAAUUGGAUUAGUAAGAGGCAUUCUUUAUUAUAUUUCAAUUUGGAGGAAGAACAACUAAACGAAAUGCCAUUGCCUUUUAACCCUGAAAGAUCAAAUAUGAGUUUUAUGUAUUUUGGUGAGUCGAGAGACCAUUUGCAUCUUAUCACCAUGUUUAAGAGAAAAACACAGUUCGAUGUUUAUGAGAUGGAGAGGGACUAUUCUAAUUGGUUUGUGAAAUUCCGGGUUGAUCUUAGUGAGGUUGCGUCUGUAUAUCCGCAGAGGAAUAUUGGUGCCCGCCUUCCCUUACAGGAAGGGUUACGAAAUUACUUCUUUUACACGGUAAUGAGUGUUGUGCGGCGUGAGAUUGAAGAAGAAUCAUAUAUGGUGUUGCAUAUAGAGAAAGGAAUUAUAGUAUACUAUUUCAAGACUAGUACUUUUAAGAAGCUUCUUGAUACCGGUAUCAUGGGUUAUGGGUCUAAUUGUCACCCAUACAUUGAGAGUUUGGCUCCAAUUUAUCGUCUGUAA